CUUAGUUGACAAUUUAUUCAACUGAAUGUGCAAUAAAGUCAUUUUUGACGCAAAAAUCGAAGCAAACUUUUUGACUGAUCCAAUAUACAGGGUUUUUCAAAAUUUGUGCCGCGAAAUUGCAUUCUGCAUCAUGACUUGUGAUAAACCCAAAGUUAUAAUAAUAUUCACGUAAAAGAGAAACGUGAAACGCUUUGGUCUUUUUCCACUUAACUUUUCCACUUUAGCGUUUGAUAACAUGACAUACGAGGUCAUUAUCGUUAAAGUGGUGAUGACAGUGGUACGUUUCGUGCGAGUGGUAGUAUGGCGUACAGUGACAUUGUCAGCGAUUGUUAGAAGUUUAUUUGGCCGCAACGGUGACUUGUGAGGUAAAAGAAGUGUCGCGUGAAAGAAAUGUGAUGGAUCUUAAAAUUGUCACAAUAAACAUUCAUCCACGUUAGUGCAACUUUGCCUUUUGGGGAGAGCUGUUGCUACCAUAACCACGAAUAUUCAUAAACACGUAAGGCGAUUGUAUCUAUUAAGCGCAAAUUACAUACGUGGCAAUAGUUAUCGCUAAGAGAUACCGAUUUGUUUUCUGUUGUUAACAAAGCAGCACGUAAGUAACGUCGCGUAAUAUUCGAUUAAUGUAUAAUAGAAUGUAUAAUAGAGUAAUAAACGAUAACGUAAGAUUAUUAUAAGCGAUAAUGAAUAUGAAUAUCACUAUAUAAUGAAUAAAAUAAAAUAAGCAAGUUAAAGAUAACUUUGUAUCUUUUUUCUAAAUUAGUGAGACUAUUAAAUUUUAAUUGAUAAUAAGAAGUGAUGCGAUUAAAAACAAUUAGUGCCAAGAUUGUGAAUUAAUUACAAGGCUUUUAUUCAAGAUUAGGAGUAAAUUUGUCAGGAGAAUGAAAAGAAAUAUCUUUUGUGGUAUAACUGUUGCAGCAUUUGCAGGGAUGCAUGAAAAGAGAAAAAAAUUACAAACCAUGCGUGCUUUAAUACUUGUGGGUGGUUAUGGAACUAGACUGCGACCGCUGACUUUAAGUCGACCUAAGCCACUCGUUGAAUUUGCAAAUAAACCAAUGCUUCUGCACCAGAUUGAAGCACUGGUGCAGACGAAUGUAACGGAGGUGAUAUUAGCGGUUUCCUAUCGAGCGCAGCAAAUGGAGGAAGAAUUGGUUCACGAGGCGAAGAAAUUGGGAGUGCGGCUUAUAUUCUCUCACGAACCGGAGCCAUUGGGUACCGCUGGACCGCUUGCGCUUGCACGCGAAUAUUUAUGUGCCAGUGACGAUCCGUUCUUCGUUCUGAACUCUGACAUUAUCUGCGACUUUCCUUUCAAACAGCUCCUCGAGUUCCAUGAGAAUCAUGGCAAAGAGGGUACUAUAGUUGUUACUAAAGUGGAGGAGCCAUCAAAGUACGGCGUAGUUGUAUACAGAGAGGAUGGGAAAAUAGAAAGUUUCGUCGAGAAGCCGCAGGAAUUUAUAUCUAACAAAAUCAAUGCAGUUUAUGGUGGUGAUGACACAGGUAUGUACAUUCUCAAUCCGAGCGUACUGAACAGAAUAGAACUGAGACCUACGAGCAUCGAGAAAGAAGUUUUUCCAAAUAUGGCUCAGGACGGAGAAUUGUACGCAAUGGAAUUGCCAGGCUUCUGGAUGGAUGUGGGACAACCCAAAGACUUUCUCACAGGAAUGUCAAUGUACCUUGCUUCAUUGAGGCAAAAGCAUCCUGAGCAGCUUCAUUCUGGAUCUGGUAUAGUGGGCAAUGUCUUGAUAGACCCAACGGCCACGAUCGGCAAGGACUGUAGAAUCGGACCGAACGUCACGGUUGGCCCAGGUGUUACCUUAGCCGACGGAUGCUGUAUCAAACGAAGCACUAUUCUCAAAGCGGCUGUGAUAAAAGAGCAUGCGUGGCUCGAUGGAUGUAUCGUUGGUUGGAGAAGCGUUGUAGGUCGAUGGGUGCGAAUGGAGGGUACAACGGUGUUGGGAGAAGACGUGAUCGUGAAAGACGAGUUAUAUAUUAACGGCGGACAGGUCUUGCCGCACAAGAGCAUUUCUAGUUCCGUGCCGGAGCCGCAAAUCAUUAUGUGACCAAAAAUCGCAAUCUGUGCAAUAAUCGACCAAAAGAUGAAAGAUGGCUCGAAAAAAUUUUUCCAAAUUUUUACAAAACUGCAUAAUACACAAUUUCCUCUGUAUCCGUUUUUAUUAUUUUUAUAUACGCGUCGUUGGGACGUUAAGAUAUCUUCAUAUUAAAAUAGUACAAAAUACAGAUUUUACUCUACAAG
Ooceraea biroi (clonal raider ant) is the source of this 2251-nucleotide messenger RNA. It is a transcript of the gene Gmppb, whose product is annotated as GDP-mannose pyrophosphorylase B. Gene Ontology annotation, molecular function: GTP binding; mannose-1-phosphate guanylyltransferase (GTP) activity. Gene Ontology annotation, biological process: GDP-mannose biosynthetic process. The record is from RefSeq and is a predicted model, not a curated record. Lineage: Eukaryota; Metazoa; Arthropoda; Insecta; Hymenoptera; Formicidae.